This is a messenger RNA of Bradysia coprophila, 3487 nucleotides long. RefSeq lists its product as uncharacterized. Lineage: Eukaryota; Metazoa; Arthropoda; Insecta; Diptera; Sciaridae. The record is from RefSeq and is a predicted model, not a curated record. Gene Ontology annotation, cellular component: plasma membrane.
UCUCUAUUAUUCAGUCUCAAUUCGGUUGUGGUUGUGUAAGCAUCUCCAUUUGUUGAUCAUGUACAGCGAAUUCGAUUAGAAAACAUAUAAAUAAAACUCGGAAACUAUAUCGUGUUUCGUAAGUAGAGUAUCCAUGACGUACAUAAACGAAAAGUCGAAAUAAAUCGCCGCGACCGUAUUCGCUUGUGAAUUUAAUUUAAUUUUCUGUUUGGCGAACAAAAACAGUCAAAGAAAUUGUAUGUAAAAAAUCUAAAUCAAACUUGUGUAGCUUAGUGUAAUAUGUUCGUAGUGAAGAUUUGAUCCUUAUUAUAGGAUAGCGUGACGUCAUGUCGCUUUCAUAUGAUUUUGUCAAUAUUAGUUUGUGUGGUGUUAAGAAAACAUGGAUAACAAUUCUCCUUAUCAGCUUUGGACUUGCGCUUGGCGUGCAAAGUAUAACACCAUCUAUUUCACCGCUACAAAAGCGAGCUGGUCCAUCCGAAACAUUUAAAGAUCAUUGCAACAAAACAGUAGACAUAUACGAGGACGUAGCUUCACCGGAAGUAACAAAUCAAAAUCGUGGCAGACCGAUGACAUGUUGGUAUCGCUUUCGUAGCUUUCGCGGAGCGCCUAGAGACUGGGUGCUGAGAUUACGUUUUAAAAAGUUCAAAGUCGGUACAUUGGUGAAUGCAACAUACUGCGAAGGCGGCUUUUUACAGAUAGUGGAUGGUAAUGCAAAAACUGAUGUUUCAAAUCGACGUGAACCGGGUAUGUUUUGUGGCGAAGCUGAACAACCGCAAACAUUCAUUAGUGAAACGAGUUACGUUAAAAUAUUGUUUCAUGCUGACAACUUCACAGAUCAGACAUACUUUUCAUUCGAUUCAAGAGCCGAACAACAAAUGGAAGUCUACUUGAGAUAUGGCCAACAUCCAGAAUUGUAUCCAAAUCGUCGUGGUGAAGUGGUGCAAGGGUCAUACUGUGAACGAGAAUUUCGUGAUUGUCGUCUGCAGACGUGCUACGUUCAAUCACCAGCCUAUCCAGGAUUAUACCCGAGAGCAUUAAAUUGCCGCUACCGACUUCAUACGCGGCAACCAUUUAUCAAACUUUACUUGCAGAAUGAACAUUUUUCCGUUGAUGGUCAAAGAUGCGAAAAUAUCAUGACUUGUCCAAUGCGUGAAAUCGGCUCUGGUACUGAACACUGCCCGUAUGACUGGUUGGCUGUGUACGAUGGACGGGAUGACCAUGCACCACUUAUUGGAAAAUUUUGUGGUGUGGGCAAAUUUCCGUUUAGCAUUAUUGGCACUUCACAGUACAUGUUUGUUGAAUUUAUGUCAUCGCCAGCUGGACCUCUGUUGAAUACAGGGUUUCAUUUUAAUGUUGGAAAUUGGCCAGGCCAUGUCGACACAGCUGGUGUGAAAUCUGGUGCAUGCGAUUGGUUGUUGAGUUCGGACGCGUUGAGGGAAUCAAAUGGAUCGGAGGGAAUAUUUUUGAGCAUUGCCCAUUGGUAUCCACCGAAUACGUCAUGCAGCUAUCUGAUACAAGGCAAUGAGGGUGAAGUCGUUCGACUGUAUUUUCCAAGUUUCCGCAUCAAUCGUAUUGAAGCAGCCAUAAAUAAAAUGUCUGGUGUCGACUGUGCAGAAUCCCUGACAAUUUAUGAUUCGGCUACACCAGAUCCAGCCCGAAUAAUAAAAACAUUUUGCGACACAUUUUCACGGCCAAUGGAGAAGGUUGAUUUUGUGAGUACGGGACGAUCACUGCACGUACGAUUCGAAAGCAAAACAGGAUCGUACAGUGGAAGCUCACUGUAUUAUUGGGCCCAUUACGAUUUCUUUAAUAACACGAAAUUCGGUGAUGCCGUACCGAAUACAUUAUGUGACGAAAUAUUUUAUGCAUGGAAACAUCCUCGCGGAAACAUUCGAUCGUCGUUGAACACAUUGAUCUAUAAGCGAAUGUCUGGCAGCGAUGUUCGUUGCCAGUAUCGAUUUGUCACUGACAAACGACUGUUCGCCCGUGUUGUUAUUGAAGUGACUUCGGUUACGUUUAAAGAAUUACCUUACAAUAUGAACGCCUGCACCAGAUGCCAUGAGGAACGAGUUGACAAAUUGGUCAUAUGGGAGGAAAAAGAGAAAGUACAAAAUCAUUUAGCCUGCUUCUGCGACAAUAUACCACGGGCUGUACGAGUUAUAUCGUCCGGCGAAUUGAUUAGCUUGGAAAUGAUCGUUCAGGGGCAACAUGCAACAACGAGCUAUUUUAAGAAUCAAAAUCCUUUGUUCCAAGCCAACUAUGAAUUCGCACAUGGGCCACUGUGCGGUCCAAUUUCAUUAGGUCCAUCACCAGAUGGUGAGUUAGUAUUUCCGUUCCGUAAUGCAAUCGGCUAUCCGCAUGUUGGGGAUCAGAAAAGAGAGAAAUGUAUAUGGGAGUUGAAAGUGGCUGCACAGCGUGAUCUAUGGAUGCAUUUGGACAAGUCACGAUUUGCUGAUAAAUCGUGUGAUCUUGGACGAAUCGAAGUAUAUUUAGCUGGUCGAUUAGAGCCAAGAUUUAUCAUAUGUCCAGAAAAUGUCAGCUUAGCUAGAGAUUUGCCAAUACUAUCGGCGGCAGAGCUGGGUGCCUUAGAUAACGAAAAUGAGCCAUUGCCAGUAUUGAUUCAGUACACGGGUGACAAUACACCCGGGCGUAACGCAUUCCGAAUGGUGUGGACGGAGUUGUUUCAUUUACCACGAACACAAGACGGAACCGUAGCCAGAUCAUUUUUGAAGGACGGUGACUGUGAUUUUAAAUGCCCCGGUGAUACAUCUGUGUGUAUCCCGAAACAUUUGGUCUGCAAUGGCAUUAUGAAUUGUCCGAAUGUUACAAUGACGUCGACGCUGGAAUCGCUUACACAAAACAUUGAAGAGAAUUUGAGAAUGCUGGGCAUCGUUGACGAAGAGUUACAAUUUAAAGUUAAAUAUUUGACGGACGAAUCUCCCGAAAUAUGUACACGUACCGAUGCUGAUGAUAUAUCAUAUGUGAUGUUGCUGUUAACUGCGACUGGUCUUACUCUAUCAUUUGCAAUAUUUUUGGCUAUUUGCUUUAGGAUGUGCAGACGUCGAGAUUAAGCAUUGUUUCCAUUUUGUCGUAAUCACGUUUCCAAUAACUGCCAUCUUAAAAAUAAUUUAAAUUUUUCUUCGAUAUACGAGUAGAAUGAUACGUCACUGAUUAGUUUGUAGCGUUAAUAUAAUUCAAUUGCAAUAUCAACCUAAAAACUCAAAAUAUGCGCGAAUAUGUAACUUCACAUCAAUUAAGAGAAUCUCAAAAAUGACUUCAAAGUAUUUUUUUAUACUUUGAAUCGUUCAAUCAGCAAUAACGACAUUAUUUCUAUCCCACACCACCAUCUCGCAUAUUGGAUCUGCUAAUUGUCAAUGUCACUAACUUAGAGAACGCCGAGCGAUAUCUACAAGCACGGAAUUUUGAAAGCCGACACAUUUUUUGUUCAUGUGUUUUACUCGAGUUUCUGAUUUCUCCAUAUAAAAAU